GAAUCCAGGAGGGAGUUGAAUGUGCUCUUGCCACUGUUUUUGAUCUAAACUAAAGUUUCAGCUGUCAAGACAUUGAACUGAACUUUUUAUUUGCACAAUAAAGGCGAACAUGUCAUCACUGUGCCUUUGGAAACACAGACAAACAACCCAGUAAGGACAAUGUUGACCAUUUUUGGACUCGACAUGCUUCAGAUAUCACGAAAUAUCCGGGAUUCCGGAGUAAGGCAUAUCUAGAUGUAUUUUAUGAGCUCAAGACUGCCAGAAAGCUUUUCUGUCUCUUCAUAACACUUCUUUUUGUGGAAAUACCGACCAUCAUGGGCGACGCUAGUUUGAACAACUCUAACGUGAAGGUGGCGGUUCGGGUUCGGCCCAUGAACCGGAGAGAAAAGGACCUGAAUACAAAAUGUGUUGUGGACAUGGAGGGGAAUCAAACUUUUCUCUACCCGGCAAACCUGGGAAAAGAUUCCAGCAGAGGUCAGCCAAAGGUCUUCGCCUACGACCACUGUUUUUGGUCAAUGGAUGAGUCGGAAAUGGAGAAGUUUGAUGGUCAAGAUGUAGUGUUUCAGUGCCUUGGGGAGAGUCUUUUGCACAACGCCUUUCAGGGUUACAAUGCCUGUAUUUUUGCAUAUGGGCAGACUGGCUCUGGGAAGUCAUACACCAUGAUGGGUUCGGUGGACCAGCCCGGUCUGAUUCCCCGCCUCUGUAGCUCUCUGUUUGAACGGACCAUCCAACAUCAACGGGAGGAGGAGAGCUUCACCAUAGAAGUCUCUUAUAUGGAAAUCUACAACGAGAAAGUCCGGGACCUGCUGGAUCCCAAAGGGAGUCGGCAGGCCUUGAGAGUGAGAGAGCAUAAAGUUUUCGGGCCUUAUGUUGAUGGACUGUCCAGACUGGCAGUAGAAAGUUACAAGGACAUUGAGUCCUUGAUGUCUGAGGGGAAUAAAUCUCGCACCGUGGCUGCCACCAAUAUGAAUGAAGAGAGCAGUCGUUCUCAUGCUGUUUUCAAUAUCAUCCUCACACACACACUGAAGGACCUGCAUUCAGGGACAAGUGGGGAAAAGGUUAGUAAGUUGAGUUUGGUGGACCUGGCAGGAAGUGAGCGAGCUGCUAAGACAGGCGCUGCAGGCGAGCGUCUCAAAGAAGGCAGCAACAUCAACAAAUCUUUAACCACUUUGGGGUUGGUGAUCUCAGCGUUGGCAGAACAGGGCGCUGGAAAGAACAAGAACAAGUUUGUGCCCUACAGAGAUUCAGUGCUCACAUGGCUGCUCAAGGACAGUUUAGGUGGAAACAGUCGGACUGCCAUGGUUGCCACUGUGAGUCCAGCGGCAGACAACUACGAUGAGACCCUGUCCACAUUGCGUUAUGCCGACCGAGCAAAGAGCAUCGUCAACCAUGCCGUCGUCAAUGAAGAUCCCAAUGCAAGAAUUAUUCGAGAACUCCGGGAGGAAGUGGAGAAACUGCGAGAUCAGCUGACACAGGCUGAGUCUAUGAAGGCGCCAGAGCUGAAGGAGAGGUUAGAAGAGUCUGAAAAAUUGAUCCAGGAGAUGACUGUAACCUGGGAAGAGAAACUGAGGAAGACUGAGGAAAUUGCACAAGGGAGGCAGAAACAGUUGGAGAGUCUUGGCAUUUCUCUGCAGUCAUCUGGCAUAAGGGUUGGUGAAGAUAAGUGCUUCCUGGUCAACCUCAACGCUGAUCCUGCUCUCAAUGAACUGUUGGUCUAUUACCUCAAGGAGCACACUAAUGUUGGAUCAGCAGACUCUCAGGACAUCCAGCUUUGUGGAAUGGGCAUCCAUGCAGAGCAUUGUGUCAUUAACAUCACUCCUGAGGGAGCUGUCUUUCUCAACCCUUACAGAAACUCAAGAACUUGUGUUAAUGGAUCUCCAGUCACGAGUCGGCAACAGCUUCACCAUGGUGAUCGUAUUUUAUGGGGAAACAACCACUUUUUCAGGAUAAACCUCCCUAAGCGGCGCUCACGAGGUGAGGAAGAGGAGGGUGAGGGAGGGAACAUGAAGAACAGUAACAGCAGCGAACAGCUGGAUGGAGAGGGAGACACAGCCAGUGAGGUGUCCAGUGAGGUCAGCUUCAGCUAUGAGUUUGCUCAGACUGAAGUCAUGAUGAAAGCCCUAGGGAGCAACGACCCCAUGCAGGCUGUACUUCAGUCUCUGGAGCGGCAGCAUGAGGAAGAAAAGAGGACUGCUCUGGAGCGCCAGCGGCUCAUGUACGAGCAGGAGCUGCAUCAACUACGCAGACAACUUACCCCAGACAGACAAAGCAUGCAGAUACCGCAGUCACAGCCAAUGCAGCCACACUACUGCAGCUUGGAGAGACUGAGCCAGGGAGGGAUGUCUUCAUCACCCAGUGCCCAGCAUCGCCUGCGCCAGUGGGGCGAGGAGAGAGAGGCAGUGUUGACGCGGAGUUUGAGGAAGCUGAGGGAGCAGAUUGUGAGGGCUAAUCUGUUCGUGCAGGAGGCGAGCUUCAUUGCUGAAGAGCUGGACAAAAGGACAGAGUACAGAGUUACCCUGCAGAUCCCUGCCGCAAACCUCAAUGCCAACAGGAAGCGAGAUGCUGUAUUGAGUGAACCUGCCAUUCAAGUGAGGAGGAAAGGCAAAGGGAAGCAGAUUUGGGCCCUUGAGAAGAUGGAAAACCGGCUGGUGGACAUGAGAGAGCUUUAUCAGGAGUGGAAGGACUUUGAUGAGGAUGAUCCUGUGAUGCGAUCAUACUUCAAAAGAGCAGACCCAUUCUUUGAUGAGCAGGUGAACCACAGUUUGAUCGGCGUGGCUAACGUUUUCCUUUCCUGCCUCUUCUACGACAUGAAACUGCAAUACGCUGUUCCCAUAAUCAAUCAGAAAGGAGAGGUUGCUGGGCGUCUACACGUGGAGGUGAUGAGAGUGGGUGGGGGGUUUGAUGACAGCAUAGUCGGAGGAGAUGACAGUGAUGGAAGCCCAGAGGGUGAAGUACAGGAACGCAAGCUGGUUUGUAAUAUUAAGAUCCUACAAGCUACCGGUCUCCCGCAGUACCUGUCCAAUUUUGUCUUUUGUCAGUACUCAUUCUGGGAUCAGCCAGAGCCCAUCAUUGUUGCCCCAGAAGUGGAUCCCUCCGCCUCUUUCUCCAGCAGCAAAGACCCCAACUGCAUGGUGGUGUUUGACAGUUGUAAGGAGUAUGCUGUGACUGUGACAGAGGAUUUUAUCGAAUAUCUGACAGAGGGCGUAAUGGCCAUCGAGGUGUUCGGACACAGGCUGUCUGAUCCUGGCAGGAACCCUGCGCUGUGGGAUCUCAGCAUCAUCCAGGCCAAAACGCGCACAUUACGUGAUAGGUGGAGUGAGGUCACGCGUAAGCUGGAAAUGUGGGUGCAGAUACUGGAGCUGAAUGAGAAUGGAGAGUACAUGCCUGUUGAAGUUGUACAGGCACGAGAUAUUCAAACUGGAGGCAUCUUCCAACUUAAACAGGGCCAGUCUCGACGGGUGCAGGUGGAGGUGCGUUCUGUGCAGGAUUCUGGCACAAUGCCUUUGAUAGCAGAGAUCAUUCUAGGGGUGUCUAUCGGCUGUGUGGAGAUCAGACAAGUGCGGAUAACCAAAGCGAAUGAUCCACAAGAGCCUGAGGGUGAUGAAAUGGACAGUUAUCAGGAGCGAGAUUUGGAGCGUCUGAGGCACCAGUGGCUCACUGCUCUCACUAAGAGACAAGAGUAUCUGGACCAACAUCUUCAGUCCCUCGUCAGCAAAAUGGAUAAGUCAGAGGAUGAUGUGGAGAGGGAGGCGCAGCUCCUCGAGGGCCGUUUGACGCUAACAGAGGAGAGAAAUGCAGUCAUGGUGCCCUCUGCUGGCAGUGGAAUACCUGGAGCUCCUGCUGAGUGGGUACCAGUGCCUGGGAUGGAAACCCACAUUCCUGUUCUCUUCCUCGACCUAAGCGCUGAUGACUUCAGCUCUCAGGACAACCUGGACGUCCCCGAGGCUGGCGGCUGGGACGCUACACUUGGUGCAGAGGAUGAGGAUGAAUUUUUUGACCUUCAGAUUGUCAAACACUAUGAUGGAGAAGUGAAAGCCGAAGCCUCUUGGGACUCCACAGUUCAUGAGUGCCCGCAGCUGAGUCGAGGUGCCACCCAAGAUCAGAGAGUGUACCUGAUCGUUCGCACCGUGGUACAGCUCAGCCACCCUGCAGAGAUGCAGCUAGUCCUGCGCAAACGAAUCUGUGUGAACCUCACUGGACGACAGGGAUUUGCUCAAAACUUCCUGAGGAGAAUGUCCACCAGGAGCACCAUACCUGGCUGUGGUGUGACCUUUGAGGUGGUCUCCAACAUCCCAGGGCAGGACAGUCAGAGUUCGGAGGACAGGGAGAUGCUCGCCCGUGUCGCUGCCAGUGCAGAGAACCCCAAAUCCUCGGACAAUGCAGCUGCUAUAGAGAAGUACCUGCGAAGUGUCCUGGCCGUGGAAAACAUCCUCACAUUGGAUCGACUGAGACAGGAGGUGGCAGUGAAGGAGCAUUUGGCAGGUAAAGGCAAAUGCAGCAGACGCAGUCUUAGUUCUCCCAGUGUACAUCGGUUAUCUGGAAGCAGACAGGAUCUGUCUCUAAACUCUGUACUGGAUGACAAAAAGAAUCUAUGGGAAAGUCAGCAAGAUAUCUACACGACGUCCUCCCAGUUCAGCAAAACACGACCAUCCCGACCUCCUACACCUCCUAUGCAGAGUCCGAAUCAGGACCCUGAGCAAGGUUUAUCAGGGCUUCCUGCUUCUUAUAUCUCCCCAGUCAAGGCCCUGGUCCCUCAGAUGCCCAAGCUGCUCAAGUCCCUGUUUCCAGUGCGCGAUGACAAGAAAGAUCUGAGACCUUCUCCACACUCACAACAGCAUAUGCCACGAAUAAUGAUGCAAACAGCCAACAGCCCAGAUGAAGGAAGAAUAAGAAUAGAACCGGUUACAGUAGUAGGGAAGAGUUCUGCUUCAGACAGACACCAAGAUGCCCCUGAUGCCCAAUCCUCUAUGCAUGAUCCGCAUGACCUGCCCCUGAGCCCCAUCAGCGAGUCCUCCAGUGGCUAUUUCUCUACUAGUGUCUCCUCUGCCACCCUUUCUGACGUCUCCAUUGCUUGCGGGGACCUUACCCCUACCCCCAGUACUCAAAUGGGCCCUAUAGCAUCCAGACACAGAGGUGACAACAAUGAAGACAGUCUACCAACACCUGUUAAUCCCUUUAUUGCUCCUGUAGAAGCUGGGCUAAAAUACGACCUCAAUGAGGAAACUCUGAGCCUCAAAAAUCCCGAGGUGGCCCUCAGGAAUGGUGUCACCUCUCAGCAAGAAGAGCUAAACGCAACCCCUCCCCAAGUGUUAAGUACCUCCACAGAUAACCCUUUCUCCCUCCAGAAGGUCAGAGCCAAUGAACUCAGGUCUUUCACUAGCAUUCUUGGUCAGGAACAAGGAGACAGUGGUGGAAAUGGCACCACAACACAAAGUCGUCAAACUAACAGUCUGGAAAAGCUUGAGAUAACCUCUGAUGAGGAUGUGGAACCCAAGGAACUUGCUUGGCUCAAGGUAGGAGGAAGAGUAACUGUGGGAACUAACAAGUCCGGCACUGUUCGCUACAUCGGCCCAACACACUUCUCAGAAGGCAUCUGGGUCGGGGUGCAACUAGACACUCUCUCAGGUAAAAAUGAUGGUUCCAUUGAUGGCCACCAGUACUUCCGCUGCAACCCUGGUUAUGGAGUGCUAGUACGUCCUGAUCGGUUAAUUCGACGGGAAGCUUCCAAAAGUCACGCUGAAAAUCGCCGCAGUGGGGAAUUUACUCAGCAACUUCGGGGAGGGAUCAGCACCGCCAUUCAAAAAGGGGAGAAUCGCAAAUCUUGGACCAGCUAAUUGACAUUGAGUUGACCAGGAUACAACUACAAUGUUAUUGCAGAUUAGCUCUAAUUACAGAAUAUAAAUCAACUGGAGGAGUCCACUUACAUUCAUCACUGUGCUGGGGCUAAUCUUCUUUCUGAGAUCCAACUUUGCAUGGAGGUGGUACAACAUCACUUUAAGUGCUAUGUGUAGCACAUGGGUGAGAUAUGACAUGGCAUGCCAUCAUGGGUCUCCUCGAGAUUAUCGUAAAUAUUCAUUCAGAGUGAAUGAGGCUCCCUCUUCUUUGGGGUCAACCCAUCAUUCUCCUUGGCUGUAGUUUUAUCAAGAAUCCGUUUUUGGACUAAUAUUUUAAAUUAAGAUUGAUUCAUCUUCCUAGCUCAGUCAGUUAUUGAUUUUUUUUUUUUUUUUGUGUCCUUGUUAACACUAGCAAGAACAUGUUGGUCAAGGGCUUGGUCUGUGUGGAAGAGAUUUUCUCAGGGAUCAGACAAAAUUAUUGGAUAUAUGUGUAAGAUGGCCAGGCGGGUUUUUAGCUUGAAGCCACUGUUGAGGGCGUAUGCAUGUAUUUACUGUAAGUGCAUCCUUCUAUUUAAACAAAAAAAUCGGGUGUUGCCCUGAGAAGGUAAAUGCAGGUAGUUGAUGUAUGUUUGUUCAUGUUGUUACUCAUGUGCUACUCUUACUGGGACUGUUAUUGGAGGACAUCAUCCACACAACCAUUUAUGUGUUUUGGUAUGGUGCCAUUGGUACACGAUUGGUAUGGAGCUAGCCAUUGGAUCCGACAUUGUAUGGGGAGAAUUUUUUGACGUGAUUUGAAUUGGCAUUGUUUAUAUUAACUGGCUUAAUGAUACUUUCACUUAAUGGUCUGAUGAUGGACCGAAAUAAACUUAUUUAAGAAGGGCUUAUUUACAACAUUGAACUACAACCUGGUAGCUUGGUGCGCAUUUUAGUAAGCAGCCUUUUAAUUAGAAUGGGGUUAUUGCAAUUACUUCAGCACAAGGCAAAAUUUAAAUGAUUUGUUCUGCAAUUUCCCCAAAAGUUGCUCCGUUUUUGUUUGAUUGGCUUUGAAAGUUCUUUCACAAGAAAGUCACAGUAAAAACACAUUCCAGUUUCAAAUUUAGAUUGGGAGCUAAAUAAUUAUAUGUUGAACCAAUUACUGGCAAUAUGUUCAUCUUAUUAAUUAAAUUUGAAAUGUAAUUUCAUUAAAUAUUUUUUUUUUAACGAACUGUAUCAGAAAGUGGGCACAUUUAUAGUGUUUUUAAUAAGGAGCACGGAUCCAUAUAAUGCCCUGAAAUUCACAUCAUAAGGGAGAAAAUAGACGUGUUACUCCAUUCUUUUUAUAUUCUAUUUUAGUGGAAGUCCUUUUGUGAAUUCUGAAAUCUAACGCAAUAUCAAAUUAAAAUAUAUUUUAAUGGUUGUAGGUAUGUAUAUUGAUUUUGUUAAGUGUAAAAAUAAUCCCAUGAAUGGAAAAUUAAUUUGCACAUUUGAUUUAUAGUAGCUUAUUCUAGUUUUAUUCUAAAUUACUGUAACUUAAACUAACCGAUGAUCCACUGUAAAUCUGCAUUUCACUGGACUUUUUGCUGAAGUCAAUUUUUUUUUUUUUUUUGCAUUUU
Xyrauchen texanus (razorback sucker) is the source of this 7426-nucleotide messenger RNA. RefSeq names its product kinesin family member 13Ba (gene kif13ba). Gene Ontology annotation, biological process: regulation of protein localization; microtubule-based movement. Bases 315 to 5834 code for a protein of 1839 amino acids. Gene Ontology annotation, molecular function: microtubule binding; ATP binding; cell adhesion molecule binding. The transcript has 40 exons. Gene Ontology annotation, cellular component: adherens junction. Lineage: Eukaryota; Metazoa; Chordata; Actinopteri; Cypriniformes; Catostomidae. The record is from RefSeq and is a predicted model, not a curated record.